AUGGCUGUCGUGGACGACUUGUGCCCAGCCCCGAAUGGGUUCAGCACCGAGGAGGACAGCCGGGAUGGGCCGCCCGCCGCCCCCUUUUACGGCCAGAGCUGCUGCCUCAUCGACGACGGGGACCGCUGCGUGCGCCCCGCCGGCAACGCGUCCUUCAGCAAGAGGAUCCAGAAGAGCAUCUCGCAGAAGAAGCUGAAGCUGGACAUCGACAAAAGUGUGAGACAUCUGUAUAUUUGUGAUUUUCACAAGAACUUCAUUCAGAGUGUUCGGAACAAAAGGAAGAGGAAGACGAGCGAUGAUGGAGGUGACUCUCCUGAGCACGACACGGAUGUUCCAGAGGUUGACUUGUUCCAGCUCCAAGUGAACACCCUACGACGUUACAAGAGACAUUAUAAGUUGCAGACUAGGCCUGGACUCAACAAGGCUCAGCUUGCAGAAACUGUCAGUCGUCAUUUCAGGAAUAUUCCAGUGAAUGAGAAGGAGACACUUGCAUAUUUCAUCUACAUGGUGAAGAACAACAAGAGCAGGCUGGACCAGAAAUCAGAAGGCAGCAAGCAGCUUGACUGAAGAUGAACAAGGCUUGGAAUAAGAGAGACCUCGAAGGAAUGUGUGGUAUUGUGCAUUUUAGGUUUAUAAAAACUGUUAAAGUAUAUUGUAAAUUUUUUUUAAAUGCAGUGUCUGGAUGACAGAAAAAAAUAUAGACAUUCUUAUGAGGAGUAUUUGAAAACAUGUGCCCAGCAUGUUUCCGAAGACUUCUUCCCCUCAUUUCAAAGUCAUAUUGGAAUAAAGAAAUGAGGAUAAUGGGGAAACCAAAUAAAUCUGUAGAACUGUGGAGUUUGUCAACUUGGUGUUUUAAACCAUUUCUGGAAAUCUACAUCUCAGUGCAAUUCAAAUGCCAGAUGGAAUUUUUUUCACUGAAUUCAGGCUGCAUCACAAACCACCGUGCAGUUUGUCUUGGUACAGGACUGGAAGAGCAGCAGAGAUAAGAUUCAUUAUCAAGGUGCAUGGGUCAGAAGUUUGUCUGAAGCUUGCUGCUCACCUACACAUGCUCUGUCUUGCCUUGAGUCAGUGCUUCAAGUCCCAAACUUCUACAAAUGCUCCAGCUCACCAGAUCUACUCCAGUGAACGCUACUUGACCAGUCUGAAAUUGAUGGGGUUUUUUUGCCAUUUUUUUCCUCCUGACCCCAUCCGACACAGAUGCCAACCAGCUCUCAGCAGUCUCUUUUCUAAUUUCUUUUAAGAACUCAGUAAUUAAAUUUUCUGUAAGCAUUUUUAAACUUCUGCAUUUCUCUGAAUGUGGUAUUAAGGCAAACACAACCUAUUUGCUAUGUCUGAUCGUGUUGGUAGAAGUGCUUAUUUAAUUGAUUUUUGCAUAUUUCAGUGAUGAUAGGUGAAACAAUGGCUUGAGACAUCAGUCUCUUAAUUUCUGUGUCAGGUCAGUAUCGGUCACAAGUGAUGUGCAUUUUAUGCUGAAGCUUUAGCAGGUGUCACAAACUGCUGUGUGCAUUCAGGGGCUCUGUUUAGUAUAAAGCAGAUUUAUGGGUGAGGCACCAUUACCAGGGCAGUGAUCUGACUGGAGCAUUUCAUGAUACAUUUCAUCUCCUUUGCAAUGGGCAAGAAGCAUCAAAGCAUUUGCCUUUCAUGAACAUUACAUGUGCUUUCAUGAGAGCUGUGUGAGUGAGGGUGGCACACUGGUGCUCCCUAACAGGGCACUGUAGGAGAUCACCCUGAUUUUAUUUAAAGCCGAGGUGUCCUUACAGAUAAUACAGUGAUUAUUUUGGCAAAAUGAACUUUUAAUGGUAUUGAUCAUGACUGACUGUUUUCCAGUGACCUCAAAUUCUCUUCAGGGGACCUCAUGAUUUAAAGCACCGCUCUGUUUCUUUGCUGUCCUGACCAGUCUCUCCAUUCUGGUACAAGAUGCCAAGACUCCACAUAGAGAGGAUGUUCUUAACAAGCCUUAAGCAACGAAAUGAACAGUAGAAAACCUUGGCUAGCAUUUUGUAAGUGGCAGGUUUUAUUAUUUCAAAACUGGAUGAAGCUUUGUUUAAGAGCUAAACACACUGGUCAUGGUCCCAGCUUAGUACUGCAUUGCAUUUUGUAAGGCAUGAAGGGUUCACUUAGUGAAGCUCUUGUUGAAGCUCUCCCAGGGUCUCUUUAAAAUUCAAGUCACAAUUUAAAGCAAGUUGUUCACAUCACUCUGAAUUGUUUGCUAAUACUCCAAAAACAUGUUCAACGAACUUCAGCAUGUCUUAAGUCCUGUGUCAUAGGCAGAAAUACUCUGUUGUGGUACAUGUCCCAUUUGUGACAUCUGGGGAGUGUGAUUGUUUCAGCAUUUCCUUGUUCAAUUCUGUAUGGAUUUUUAGAACAUCAUACAAGAGAAGGGUUCAAGGAAUGAGGAGAGAAUGUCUUGUGUCGGUAUUUCUUGAAUGUUUAAAAAUUUCCUAUUUGUGCUGGUCCUUUCCUUAUUGAAAGGGUGGAUAGUUUCCACAUCAGUCAACAUGAUCUGGCUUCUCUCGUUCAGGACAGAUGGUUAGAAGGGUACAUUCUCUGACUGCAUGCUAACCUUCAAAGGGCUCGUGUAAUCAGAGCAUGUUACCAAGGGAAAAUGUGUUUCUGAGUUGGGAGGGUUAUGCCUCAUAGAGAUUCUUCCCCUGUACUGGGCACUGGUGAGGCCACACCUCGAGUGCUGUGUUCAGUUCUGGUCCCCUCAGUUCAGGA
Ficedula albicollis (Collared flycatcher) is the source of this 2718-nucleotide messenger RNA. It is a transcript of the gene SAP30L, whose product is annotated as SAP30-like. Bases 1 to 567 code for a protein of 188 amino acids. Gene Ontology annotation, molecular function: protein binding; transcription coregulator activity. NCBI's taxonomy places the organism in Eukaryota, Metazoa, Chordata, Aves, Passeriformes, Muscicapidae. Gene Ontology annotation, cellular component: histone deacetylase complex. The record is from RefSeq and is a predicted model, not a curated record. The transcript is spliced from 6 exons. Gene Ontology annotation, biological process: regulation of DNA-templated transcription.